Molecule: messenger RNA, 207 nt
Organism: Eruca vesicaria subsp. sativa (arugula)
Lineage: Eukaryota; Viridiplantae; Streptophyta; Magnoliopsida; Brassicales; Brassicaceae
Source: the annotation of a GenBank genome assembly
AUGGAGAUCUUUGAUUCGGUGCCGCUCUUUCACUCUAACCUCACUCUCCUACCUCCUCUCGAGAUCGCACAUCAUGAGCAGAAGUACGAGCUUGUGAAGAAGUUGCAAGAACUGAAGCAUAUAUGUAGGAUGACUGGUGAUGGAUGCUCCAGCUUUGAAGAGAGCCAACAUUGGUAUCGCUGUUGCUGCUGCUACAGAUCUGCAUGA